This is a messenger RNA of Bolinopsis microptera, 772 nucleotides long. RefSeq lists its product as uncharacterized. The record is from RefSeq and is a predicted model, not a curated record. NCBI's taxonomy places the organism in Eukaryota, Metazoa, Ctenophora, Tentaculata, Lobata, Bolinopsidae. The coding region runs from base 109 to 675 and encodes 188 amino acids. The transcript is spliced from 8 exons.
GAGCGCUAGUGCGCGUACUUCAACGAUUGCGCCAGUUGAUCUCGUCCUUUUACCCCGUUUGUUUGAACUGACACCACAAGUUUAUCAGUAUAUUUCUGACACUUCGACAUGCUUGUCUUUAUCGAUAGAUGCACUGGCGAGGACCACUUUAGCGACGCUUACGCUUACGAGGAACUCUUUGGAGGAGCUAUCGUGAAGGCGGCAUGUAAGUGGGGCCACUACAGUAACAAUGAAGAUGUAGUAUUAGCCGGAUCGAACCCCAGUGCCGAGGACGGUGAGGAGGCUGGUACUGAAACUUCAGAGAGGAAGAUCGACCUCGUUCACCAGUUCAAAUUGGUAGAGUGUAACUACAUGAACAAGAAAGGUUUCAAGGAAUGGCUGACGGAUGAGGACAACAUGACCAGAUGGAAGAAAUUCUUCGUGGACGGCCUCCAGGAAAAAGACUACAAACUGAGCGAUGAAGAUGCUUUAGCUAAGGUCGAGGGAGGAGCAAUGAAGGAAUGGAAGAAAGAACUCACCAACUUCGCCAAAUUUAUCCUACCCCAGUGGAAGAACGUGAUGGUUUACCAUGAUGUUAAGGAAGAUCUUGAAGGUGCUAAAAUAUUUUACAUCGGAGACGGAGAGGGAGAUAAUUUCUACUACAUCAAUAACUUGUACAGAACUGAAAAGUUCUAAACAAACUGCUAAGUUUUUAGGGUCGCUGGGGUGUUCAACGUCUCAGUCGAGGAUCUUUUUAAUUUUUUAGAGAUUUAAUUCUUGCUUCAAGAAUCUA